CUCACAGGGUGUGUCUAGUGGGUCGCUAUUUAUCACCUUAGUGAAUCUUGCAAUACUGUUAAGUGAUGUUCCGUGACUUUUAUACGCUAAUGCUACAAAAUUAUAAUUUUUAAGUGACAACGUUGGCCAGUAAAAAUGGAAGUCAAUUCAAUGAAGUGGUAUGCUACAGUGGUAUUAGUGAUAUGCUUUACAAGCCAGGAAAAUAUUUUACUGACAGAAGGCGUAGUGAUUCCUGCCAACAUACCUGAUUAUCUUUUAGAAUGCUACAACAAUUCAUACAUACUCACGAAGGACAACCUUCUCCCCAUGACAGUAAAUUCACUGAUUUCCCUCAUAAGAAAAAUAGAAGAUACAGUUUCAACGAGUAUGGACAUGAGAACUUUAGUACCUGCUAUUUUGUCAAGGUUUCGAUUUGAUGGCAUAGAAAGGAACCCGAAUAUUAAUCCGCAACAGUAUGUAAUCCCGUAUGGGCCGAACGGCCCGGAGUUUUUCCUUUUUAGAACACUAUUUCAGCAAGUAUUGCCUAACGUAGGAAGCUCAUUUCCAAAUGACACACUUUCUUAUGUAGAACGUUGUACCCUUCAUUGGAUGCUAAGUAAUUCAAUCGACAUUUGGGAUCAUGGAGAUAAUAGCGCUUCUUGUCCGACCAGCCAUCAAUUUUAUAACGGCCAGAGGUACCCAAGGGAUCUUUCUAAAAUUGGAGAAUCUGAAGUCUUUGACCUGAAUGCCAUAAAGCCGCAGGGGAGAAUAAUGACAGGAUCAAAAGGCUAUUACCAACAAAAUAAUUUCGGCCCCAUUGAAUCUGCUUGCCCAAUAGAAAACGGGAUAAUCUACUCAGUAUAUGGAGACAUUUCACCAGGGACUGUUCUUGCUGGAAUAAGUGCAGGGUUGAACCCACAAAGAUCGCCUCCUAGAAAUUUGUACAAAGCUCAACCCAGAGGACUUAGAAGAAAGCCAACUCAACCUCCAGAUUAUAGAGGAAGACCUAGAGGAGGAUAUAAUCCUCCGUUUAACAACGGUGGUGAUGGGUAUGGUGGCUAUCCAGGCUAUGGUGGAGGUGGUAAUAACCCAGGCAUUGGAUACCCUAGUGAUCCUGGAUAUGGCUACGGUCCAAAUGGUGUAGGCCCACAAGACAUCGACAGCAAAUAUGCUGCUACUCUUGCAGGUCAAUUGUCAUACAUAGCACUUUUACAAGGACCAGAAUCCAAUAAGCAAAUUCCAAUGGGUGGAAGUGGCAACUGGAACAGCACUCUCACACCGAAAUAUUACUUUCUCAACAAUUAUUACAAGUACAUGGUUACAGAUGCAAGAAUAAGAGGAAGCUUAGACGGUAUGAUAUUGGCUGAUAACAUACAGAACUGGGUUAGCCUCGGAAGAGGCAAUCUCAAAUUGUCACAAGUUCUCAGUAUGUAUUACUCGCAAAAGGGAGUAUUUGGUACCGACAUUAAAGCUUGUAACAGAAAAGGAUAUUUUGAAAAGUAUACACAUGAUUUGGGAGAGCAAGCAUUCUCAAUGGCUGAAGUACUGAAAGAUGAUUUGCCGCCAUCAGUGACGGUAAAGGACGAAGGGAUCCAUGAGUAUACGGAUGAAUCGGUGCAGAUUUUAAGGAGUUACAUACCAACACUUCCUGAUUUACAAUGUGUCAGGGAUGAUACGAACAGCAGUGUCCAGCCAACAGUCGAUUUACAUGUGGUUGUAGACUGUAGUUGGAAUUUUCUAGAUAUUGUGAAUCUUUUAUUGGCUAUAGGUGAAAAAUGCGAUUUGCGAAAAUAUGGUGGGAAUCUGACAGUAAUUAAUGCAAAAGAUGGUACUGUUAUGAUCGAAUCGGCACAAAGUAUUAUGGAUCUAGGAACACAGUUUAAUUCAUCCAUGUACACUACAAAACCUAUGGGCCUCGACUUAACAAAAGUGCUCAGUAUGCUUAGGCACAGAUUCAAAGAUAAAGCGGAUUAUGACAAACAGCAAAAUUCAGCUGGUGGGAUUGCAAGGAUCGUUGUGAUAAUUCCAUCUAUGACAGCUUCAGUUCCUGAUAAUGAUGCGAAUAAUGCAAAAUCUAUACUACAGUAUUUUAAAGAGAACAUACCAGAUGUUACCUUCUUGUACCUUGUUCAGGGUUCCAAAGACAAAUGGAAUCCUUUUGCCAUUGAACCACGCACAGAUGUGAUCCUCUACAACCUGAACAACCCUGUAGCCCCUUUGAUCAACAGACUCAUGACAGUUCCAAGAAUAAUAAUCAACCCAACAUGUGGCCGUUACUGGUCAGGAUAUUGGUACAAUGAAGUAAGCUUGAAAGGAUAUCUUGACAACAGUGAAACGCACUUUUAUAAAAUAAGCACCAAUUAUUUCUUCAGAGAAGCAAAUGCAAAAAUAACAAUAUCAACUGAUACAACAACGCCAACCCUGAAUUUCUGCAUGUCAAGAACAAACCCUAUGCCUGUCGUAGACAAUUCAAAGUCAGGAGAUGUCACUUGUCAACAGAUCACAACCGGUAAUCGCUACAGUUUCACAAUUCCGAAGGAUGUUUGCACCAGCGUUUACUAUGUGGCACAGUGCAACCCAUAUUACUUUUCAGUGUCUAACAACCAGCGCGGUUCACAAAUAUCGAUAACUUGCAAUGAUCCUGACUGUAGAGAUCCGGAUUUGGUCAAGUACACUAUCAGUCAUCAAGGGCUUUCUUGCUACAGCGGGGUUUCACAAAUCCUCAUGUCACCCGCAAUUUUAAUAUUUGUCAUUUUUAUAAAUUUGAAUCGUUAUUUUUAGUCUCCUCUCUCUGUUAAAACUGCAAUAUUCUUUUCCUUUUUAUAGAAUUUUAUAUUAUUACUUUAAUAGACAAUUACAAUUAGAACGUAUGUAGCCUAUUGUCAUUAAAACUAUAAAAACAAAACAUUUUUAAAACCAUUUUUUGAUUAUUAUGUUAAACUGACAUACACAAUCAUUUAAAUACACACAUAAUAACUUAUAAAUUCCUAUAUUUUCUAAACA
Molecule: messenger RNA, 2982 nt
Organism: Cimex lectularius (bed bug)
Lineage: Eukaryota; Metazoa; Arthropoda; Insecta; Hemiptera; Cimicidae
Exons: 17
Coding region: 136-2760 (874 amino acids)
Source: RefSeq, a predicted model, not a curated record